GCCGCCGGCGCCGCCUCCCCGCCCCUCCGCCAUGGCCGAUGUGGAGGACGGGGACGAGCCGGGCGCCCCCCACUCGCACCCGGGCUCUGCGGGCUCCAAGGCGGGCGCCCCCGACAAGAUGUUCUCGCUGAAGAAGUGGAACGCGGUGGCCAUGUGGAGCUGGGAUGUGGAGUGCGACACCUGCGCCAUUUGCCGGGUGCAGGUUAUGGAUGCCUGUCUUAGAUGUCAAGCUGAAAACAAACAAGAAGAUUGUGUUGUGGUUUGGGGAGAAUGCAAUCAUUCCUUCCACAAUUGCUGCAUGUCCUUGUGGGUGAAACAGAAUAAUCGCUGUCCCCUCUGCCAACAGGACUGGGUAGUGCAGAGAAUAGGCAAAUAAAAACACUGGAAGUUGUUUUUUUUCCUGUUGAAUUUGUUGAAAUAGUGUAUGUCUUAUGCCAUAUGCUCACACAAAAAAAUGGAACAUGUCAAUCAUGGCAUGAUUGAUUUAAUUUAUCUGCUACAAGAUCAGUGUGGGUUUUGUUGUAUGGUCUUUGCUGUACAAUGAGGCAGUGGUCAGUCUUACUGCAGAUACUUCCACAACUGAAAAAAGAGAGACACUACCUUAACAAGUGUAUCUGUUACAAUUUGAGUGUUAACUCUAUCAGAGCAUAGAAAUGUGGUGGUGCAGAUUAUACCCUAAAUACAGUUUAUUUAAUGUUUUUGCAUAGAUAAAUUAAUUUGAAAGGGUGACCUCACCUAUAAGUCUGAUAUGCUGCAUAGUUUACUGUCAGGGUAGAGAAAUUGUUUUCUAAGUAAUACUGUAUACAGAAAUACAGUUGGUGAAUUUUUUAGAAAAUACUCUGGUUUUUAAUCUAAAAUAAAUAGUGUGUAAAGCAUUUGCUAUGUGCUUUUUCCAUCACACUAUACUAAACAUUUCUGAUUUAGGUUUUUGUUUAUGACAUCAGGAAAUUUUGUUUUGUUGUAUCUUUAGGUCUGUUGAUGUACUGUAUUCUAUACAUAAUUUCUACAAUCAUAGUAUUAAAAUUUAACCACAAUAUUUUUUUAAUUUAUAUUUCUGUUAAAGUUCAGAGACAGACGUGUUUUUAAUCCACAGACUUUUGGUACAAAUACACGUAUUAGAUAUCAGUUAGCUAGGGGCAUAAACAAUCUCACUGGUUAGCUAAUAUAGAAAGCUAACAAAACUAAUAAUUUAAAUUCAGUUAAUAGAAAUUUCUUUUUUAUUCUAUUGGUUACAGUGUUUUGGAAGUGAGAAAUCAUUGUUUAAUUUUUGUGGAAAUCCUCAAUAUGGAAUCUUUUUUUUAUAUUAAUUGUAACACACACCCCCACACACCCCCAAAGUAUUUAAGUGCUUGACUCUGACUUUCUAGUUUUAUUCAAUAUCCAAAGUAAUUACUAUUAAUCUGAACAUAUGCUGUGGGGGUUUUUUAAUAUAUGUGAUAAAGACAUUGAAUGACUGCUUUAAGUCUGUAACAAAUUCAGGCUUAAUAAAAUGGGUGAAAUUGAAGCAAUAUUAUAUGCAUAUAAUUGUUUACUUCAAAAUGACCAUCUUAAAUGAUUAAGAUUAAUGCAUUUCUCAGAUGUAUUUCUAUCUAGUUCUGUUUAAGUAUAUUUAAAGAGUUUUAUCUUCACUGUAUAAAGUAGUUCCAGUGUCAAUCUUUCUGUCAUCAAGCAUACAUGCAGCAUUUACUGUGUUUUUGUUUAAUACUUGUAAUCUUGUUUUUAAAAUGCUUUGAAUUUUUUAAAUACAGCUUUUGUCUCAUUACACGCUGAGAUCAAAAAAAUCCUCUGUCACUGUUACAAUUUAUCACGUCGGUUGUUAUUAUCCCAGAUGAUGUCUGUCUUUAAAAUAGAAAACAAAUAUAAAAUACGUUAACAGUA
Messenger RNA from Tyto alba (common barn owl), 1878 nucleotides. RefSeq names its product ring finger protein 7 (gene RNF7). Gene Ontology annotation, molecular function: ubiquitin protein ligase activity; zinc ion binding; cullin family protein binding. The record is from RefSeq and is a predicted model, not a curated record. Gene Ontology annotation, cellular component: nucleus; Cul5-RING ubiquitin ligase complex. The coding region runs from base 32 to 376 and encodes 114 amino acids. NCBI's taxonomy places the organism in Eukaryota, Metazoa, Chordata, Aves, Strigiformes, Tytonidae. The transcript is spliced from 3 exons. Gene Ontology annotation, biological process: ubiquitin-dependent protein catabolic process; protein ubiquitination.